AGGAACGGAGAGAGAGAGACGAGAGGAUGGGCUACUAGGGUUCCUCCGCCGCCACCCGUCUCCACCUCGUGGGCGAGGAAGGCUCCUCUCCACCACGUCCGCCAAAGAAGUCCACCUCCGCCAUCCUGACCGGACCCUCUCCGCCGCCCCUCUUCUCCAUCCGCGAUCGGCAGAUCGUAGCGGCGCCUCCACGAGCUCGUUCCCUUCCAAGCUUCUCCCCGACCGCCGCCCGUCGUCUCAUCUGAGCUCUUUGCUGACCGCCGGUCACCUCUCUCCCUUCCGUCCAAGCUCGUUCCCGAUCGGUGCCUCCCCGAACUCCCUCCCGUGAGGACUUAAUGUGUUGCAAUUACUAGGGAAGGUUUCUGCUCAACAGUGGAAGGACAGAGUAACCUCAUCAGUAAACCUGAACCAGGGACAUUUAAUGCAUGCUGAGCUUCCUGCUCAUCUUGUGUGCAUCUUAAUUGCCCUUCAUAUCUGAUGAAGUCAGGAGUAGGCAGUGCCCUUGGUGGUUGUGCAUCUACAGUAAAGCAGGCCGACAUUGGUUCACAAGGGACCUUCAGUGUGGCUCUAAGGAAGAAAAGAGGAAGAACAGCACCUCCAUCUUCUAGAUGUUUACGUGGUAAAAAGGAUGAUAAGGUCAUGGACAGUGAUGAUGCUAUUAACAAUUUGAACCAUGCUUGUAAUGUGCAAGCAACUGCUGUUAAGAACACUACUGCUGUGGAUAAGACUGCUCAAGCAAUAUUGGAUGAUCAGGUUUAUAAGGCAGAAAUGAAUUCCACGUCCUCAGACAAUGAGAGUGCCGAAGAAGUUGAGGAUGUGAAAGUUUGUGACAUAUGUGGAGAUGUUGGCGAUGAGGAGAAGCUUGCUGUUUGCAAUAGAUGUAAUGAUGGUGCUGAGCAUAUUUACUGUAUGCAGGUGAUGAUGGAAAAGGUUCCAGAGGUUGAGUGGUUUUGCGAAGAGUGCCAAGCUGAAGUAGAUUUUGGAAAAGAUAAGUUGCAAAAAUCUCAAGUGAAGGUUGGCAUUUCAAAGCAAGAGUCUAUUGAAGAGAAAAUCAAUAAACCUGUCAAUGCUGCACAGGGCAGAAGUUCUUCUGAGAAUGAAGUGGAUGCUGAAACUGUUGGCAGAAAAGAAUGGAAUGAAGCAAAUCAAGCCAUUGAUACGGUUACUAGGAGGAACGAAGAAGAUGCAAGGAUUAUGACCGUGGCUAAGCAAAACAUUCCUGAACCUGGGGUCUUAUUGAUGGGGUCUGACUCCAGAAAAAGAAUACCUCUGUCACGCGACAGCUCAUUCAGGUUGGUUAUGGAGAAAGGGAAGCAACCCACUCCCCAAGUACCAACCUUAUUGGCGUCUAGUGCUGCCAAGAGUCAGGCACCACCAUUUGCUGGUCAACUCUCCAAGUCCACCUCCUUCAACACCUCUAAGGUCCCCAAGGUGAAGCAACUAGUGAAUGAAGCUCCUCAGAAAACCAAAACUUUAAAGGCUCAGUUGACCUCUAGUAUGAAAAAAGAGGGUCCAAUGUGCCUAUCUACGAAGCCAUCAUCAUUCAAAAAGCCCAAAACGUGUGAAUCAGCAAUCAAGGCAAAGACUUCCAUCAUACCACCUGCCGAGGAGCUAACUGUGAUAAAUUUACCAGUGAGCCGAAAUGCAAGUAAUGAUAGAGGCACUUCUAUCUUAGGAUGUCCAUCCAUUGCUGGAUCAAUUGCUUUUCCAGUUCAGUCAAAAGCAGAAUCUGCAGCUGAGCGUCUCACUACAGGAAAUAACACAGCCACUUUUAGUAAUUUAGGAGUUGCCAAUGAGCAGGGUGCUGGAAACGUUCCUGGAAACAGUGAGCUAAAUAAGCCACUUUUAGCAAAAGCACCAGUGAGUGUAACAUCAACUAGUUCUCCGAGAUCCUUAGGUAUUCUUGGUUCUGGUUCCCAAAGAAAUGUGUUCCAGAACUCAGAGGCUUCACAUUGGGAUGAUAAAAUAAAUUAUCCGCCUAGUUUGAGACUAGAUGCUUCUAGCAGCAGCCGCGUAGUUCAUCGUCAACGGUGUAAUGAAGCAGGCCAUUCUACACAAUUUUGUGGUGCUGAUACACUGCGUUUGUCUGCAAUAAAACCUCCGAGUGAGCGAAACUUGAAGGAUGUCCCUGCCAAAAGGAAUGUAACGUCUGAAGCUAAUAGCUUGGUAGCUACUGAGAAUACUUCCAGAUUAGGAGAUCAAGCUAUAUCAGCCGUGGGCAGAAGAUCUGUUCACAGCAGUUCUACUAUGUCAAGUGAUCUGAUGGACAAAUUGAGUCAAGCCUUUUUACCUGGUGAUAAAACAAUAGUUUCAACUGUUCCAGAGUUGGAUUAUAUUUGGCAAGGUGAUUUUGAGCUGUGGAGGACUGGAAGAUCACCUGAGCUAUGUGAUGGUUUUCAAGCUCACUUAUCAUGUACCGCUUCACGAAAAGUGCUGGAAGUAGCAAAGAAAUUCCCUUCAAGAGUCCAGCUUGAAGAACUACCUCGUCAGGACUCAUGGCCCAUGCAGUUUCAGGAAAAUGGACCCACACAUGAAAAUAUUGGUGUUUUCUUCUUUGCUAGAGAUGCCCAUAGCUAUGAACAUCAUUACAGUAAAUUGGUUCAAAAUAUGCUAAACAACGACUUGGCACUCAGAGGAAAUAUCGAAACAGCUGAAUUGCUUAUAUUCCCUUCCAACAUCCUGUCAAACAACUCCCAGAGAUGGAAUAUGUUUUAUUUUCUGUGGGGUGUGUUUAGAGUAACAAAAAAAGAUCAUGAUGGUGCUGAACCAGAUUGCAAUUCGUUUAGUUCAGCUACUUGUGCAGACCAUCAAUAUAUCCAAGCUUCGGAAGCUAAUAUUCAGGGAUGUUCAAAUGGAGAGAACUCUUCGGGUCAGCCUCUGGGUGGAACAGAUUUGGAAGAUUAUUGUCAUGAUUCAAUUAGAACAUGCUGUUUAACAGAUAGCAGGGGUUCAAUCAAUGAUGUUUCCGCUGCUCUGGCAAGAAAACGCAAGAUACAUGCAUAUCCAGACUCUCAAAAGAAAAUGUCGGAUUCUUCCUGCUGUUAUGCUGAUGAGCCAAAUGUUUAUGUAAAUACAAUGCCAGUAACUUGCUCUAUCUCAUCCAUCCACGAACAAGAUAAUCGGAGCAGAGUCAUUAACUUCAACAAUACAGAGAGCCUGAUGGAUAUAUAUCAUUUUAAUAGUGUUGAAUUGAACUCUGGCGCAGUGAAUCCUGUUUCGCAUGCAUCAGGUGGGGCACAAAAAAGGAAAGUUGAUAUGCUGAACUGGACUGAUGGAGUCAAUGGAUCACUGGAUAAGAAAAUUAAAUUGGAUAAUGUAUCAUCCACUGUGGAGUCUAGUGUAAGUGAGAAUAUUAGAGAUGGUUACCCUCUAGCAGCUUUAUCUGUGGAUGAUUGCACUGACAAUAAGGCAAUGCCUGGAACCUCGAAGAGUAAUGGAAAGUGCAUAUUUCCGCUAGAUCUAAAUGCGGUGGAUGAUGAUGCAACUACUGGAAAUGUCGUAACUAUUCUGUCUUCUGAUGAUGAAGAUUUACCUGAACAGAACACGCAAGGUCUUAAGCUAGAGCUGGGGGACAACGGAUUUUCUGGAAAAUCCAUCUUUUCGUUCUCUCCCAUGGUUGAAGAAAAGUGGAAUAAGGGAGAGUCGCUGCCUACUGAUACGUCAGGUGUCCUGUCCCUUGCCACUGCAUUCCCAGCGUCAAAGGAACAAGCUGGUAAAAUGCAAUCGGAGUCAUGCAAUGGGCUCUAGGGCUAAACCAUCUUCGGUUGCCCACGGUGACAUGGUUCCUUGCUUUGCAUUCCUGAUGUCUUGCGUGAUGGAUCUUGGUAUCAUCGGCCCACUCCACAAGGAAUCGCGGAAGACACUACAAUCUUCUCAAUGUGCGAACAGAUGGUUCAGACUCUGCAUGUCAAGUCCCAUCCAAUCUCUGCAUUGUAUCCAUGUCAGUUUUUGUCUUUUAGCUGACAACCGUGCCAUAUUUAGAGGCAUAUUGAGGGAGGAAUGGUGUCAGGUCUAGAAUUAGCAUAUAAAUGUAGAAACAGAUUCCUGAACCAAGCAUGAGUGCCAUAUUGUGCCAUGCUUUUCUCUACCAUGGCACCUUUAUCUUGCUGGAUAUCUGUCACGGCAACAUGGUGUGCUUCUACGAUACCUCUAGUUAACGCAUGUGUCAUCGGAAAAAACUUGGGGUUUUUCUCUA
This is a messenger RNA of Lolium rigidum, 4195 nucleotides long. RefSeq lists its product as uncharacterized. The coding region runs from base 478 to 3747 and encodes 1089 amino acids. The transcript has 13 exons. NCBI's taxonomy places the organism in Eukaryota, Viridiplantae, Streptophyta, Magnoliopsida, Poales, Poaceae. The record is from RefSeq and is a predicted model, not a curated record.